Molecule: messenger RNA, 4275 nt
Organism: Mugil cephalus (flathead mullet)
Lineage: Eukaryota; Metazoa; Chordata; Actinopteri; Mugiliformes; Mugilidae
Gene: coch
Product: coagulation factor C homolog, cochlin (Limulus polyphemus)
Exons: 15
Coding region: 135-1796 (553 amino acids)
Source: RefSeq, a predicted model, not a curated record
GCCUCUCUCUCUCGCCGGGCGAUCGACACCAGCUCAGCAUCUCCGUCUUACCGCCUGCUGCUUCUUCUCCCAGGGAAUAAACUCUCGACAGGUUUUCUUCUGAGACGUCUGCAGGAGAAACAGCCAGUGCAGAAAUGUUUCAGCCUCCUGCUCUGCUCCCUCUGACAGGUCUUUUCUUCCUGUUCUCGUCCAUGUUCACCUCAGGAUCCAGUGUUCCUUUCCCGGUGUCAUGUGUGACUCGUGGUGCCGACCUGACGCAGGACGUCAUGGUGGUUUUGUGUCCUCCAGACUGUCCUCAGUGGAGACUGUCUGUGUUUGGGACGGGGGUUUACGCCACCGUCUCGUCCGUCUGUGGAGCUGCUGUACACAGGGGCCUGGUGGGCUCGUCUGGGGGCCCCGUCAGGGUUCAAAAGCUGCAGGGACGACACAAUUACCUGAGCUCAUACGCCCACGGCAUCCACUCACAAGCCCUGUCCCACUGGACCUCGUCCUUCAGCCUCUCCAAGCCUGUAAAUGUUCCACAGGAGCUAACUGGUGAUACCAGUACAACUCCUCUGCCUGCGGCUGCACAAGCAACAAAGAAGCCUCUGAAGAAGCCGUCAGUGAAGAAAGCUCUGGCAGGUGGAAAUAAAGACUGUCAGAUGGACAUCGCCAUGGUGAUCGACAGCAGUAAUAACAUCGGGAGGCGGAGAUUCAACCUGCAGAAGAACUUUGUUGCCAAACUUGCGGCCAUGUUGAGAGUCGGACCGACUGGACCUCACGUUGGUCUGAUACAGUCCAGUGACUCCCCCAGGACUGAGUUCCUGUUGACCAACUACACUCAACCUAAGGAGCUGCUGUUCGCCAUCAAGGAGCUGGGUUACAUGGGAGGAGACACCAACACAGGUAAAGCCAUCAUGCACACAGCGGAGCACUUCUUCUCCCAGGAGAACGGGGCGAGGCGUGGUCACCCCCGGGUGAUGAUGGUGCUGAUAGACGGCUGGCCAUCUGACGACCUGGAGCAGGCGGCCAUGUUGGCCAGAGAGUCGGGCAUCAACGUCUUCCUGGUGUCCGUGGCCAAACCGGCGCCCGAGGAGCUGGGGAUGGUGCGGGACAAAGACUUCACGAAGAAGGCGGUUUGUAAAGACAACGGUUUCUUCAGCUACUCCAUCCCCAGCUGGUUCAGCACCACCAAACAUGUCCGACCGCUCACUCAGAGACUCUGCUCUCUGGACGGCCUCCUCUGCAGUAAAACUUGCUACAACUCUGUGAACAUCGGUUUCCUCAUCGACGGCUCGUCCAGCGUCGGUGACGGAAACUUCCGGCUGGUCCUGGACUUCUUGGCAGGAAUCGCCAGGAGCUUUGACAUCUCGGACGUUGGAGCUCGAAUCGGUGCGGUGCAGUUCACCUACGACCAGAGGCUGGAGUUCGGCCUUGCAGAUCAUCCCAACAAAGAGGACGCCAUCAGCGCUCUGAGGAGGAUCUCGUACAUGAGCGGAGGAACGUCGACCGGAUCGGCCAUCAGCUACACCGCCCAGAACCUGUUCAGACGAACUGGACCUGGUCGCAAUUUCCUCAUCGUGGUGACGGACGGACAAUCGUACGACGACGUCAGAGAUCCAGCGCUGGCUGCUCAGAAACAAGGCAUCACCAUCUUCUCAGUGGGCGUGGCCUGGGCGCCCCUGGAUGACCUCAGAGCGAUGUCAUCGGAGCCGAAGGACAGUCACACCUUCUUCACCCGAGAGUUCACCGGCCUGGGAGAGUUCAUCCCGGCUCUGGUCCGAGGAAUCUGCCGAGACUUCACCGAGAGAAACUGAGGACGGGCUUCGUCUUUCUGUCUCUGUGAGGACGUUUACUGCUAGAACACACACAUCACACACACAUCACACACACAUCACACACUCAUCACACUCCUGUUACCUUCUAAUUUAAUUUACCAACACUUUUUUAUCAUUGGUGUCAAUUUAAACCUCCAAAAUAUGAUUAGAAGUUUAUGUGUUUAUGUGUUUACUAAACAGCUCUUUGACAUUCAAUUGGGAAGAGAUGUGUUUAAGUGGCUUUAUAUCAUUUCUUUUUUCUUCUUUUUUAUUGUUUUUAUUGUUUUUCAAGUACAAGCAGAAAAAUAUAGAACAGAACCAGAAGCUUCAAAUACCUGCAUGGACCCAGACAAAUGAAAGAGCUCCACACAGAACAGAACAGAUUUUCUGUGUCGAUUUGCCAAAAAGAAAUGUUGGAUUAGUGUUGGUAAAACAGGUUUUCACUGCGGAAAAACACGUAAAUAAAACAAAAUAUAUUCCUCCGAACAGAACAAAAAGGUUUCUGCUUCCUGUUUACAGAAGAAAAUGGAGAAAACUAAUUUUCAGUGUAUUUUGCGAAAAAAAAAAAAGAACAAAAUAUAUAAAGCCUUUCAGGAGACUUUAUAUCACGUCUAAGUUCAUAUUCUUCUUAUCUGUAAUAUUUGACACAAAAACUAUUGUGAAGAAUAAUGACGUAAAUUAUGUCGGGAUCAGUGUCUCCAUUAAAUUAGGAAAAGUCUCUGAAAGACUGAGAGGAAUUAUUUUCUCAACAACGUGAGUUUUAUGGAAAUUUUUUCAGAUUUGGAACAAAAAAAGCACAUCCAGUGACUUGCCACUUCAUUAGGUACAUUAGGUAAGUCUAAUCUAAAAGGUGGUGAUUGACCAGGAGGAUGGAGGUUAAACUGGAUGAUUUGAUAAAUAUUUUAGGACCUCACGAUACGAUACGUAUCACGAUACUUAUAUACUGCGAUAUAUUGAAAUAUUACACAUAGUUCACUGAUAAAUUUUAAAUGCAGCUUAAAUGUGAUAAUUUAUUGCACAAACUGAGUCAAAAAACAAUAAAAAACCAUAUGAUCCAUUUCCAAAUAAUUCCGCUUGGAGUCGAUCACGAUUGAAGGAAAAAUACCGAUUUGUUGCCACAUGGAUAUUUUUUCCCAACACUAGUCGAGUAAUUUUAGAAAAUGAAAACCCAGUAGAAUCAGACAUUAGAAACUACAGCUGAAUAUUAAGAUGGUUCCUCUGGUGUACCUAAUAAAGUGGCCAGGGAGUGAACAUAUGUGUGAUUAUCAGAAACAGGAGAACGUGUCCUCACAGAGAUGGAAGUUCAGGCCCGAACUCUCUGUAUAUAGACUGUAAACAUCAGCAGUGAAACCUGGAACAUGUACAGAAAACACUUCAUUAUCUCACUCUUCUACUUCUUGUGGUUGUUUCUUUUUUUUCUUUUUUUUGUGUUUGUUAAUGAGCUUUUAGGAAAUAAAAAUAAAAAUGAAUAAACAUCUAAUAAAUACACAAAUCAAACAUUAGAAAACGUUAGAACAGGGUUUUAAAUCAAUCUGCAUUUAGAAUCAUCUAUUUAACUGUGUCUGAGACGGUGAAAUACUUUACAUCUAUAUCAAGUAUUUAAUAACGUUUUAAUUAGAUUUAAAGACUGAAUUUUUCUCAUCUGAUGAAAAAACAAAGCAAAAAAAAGAGUUGGUGUCAUUUUCUGAAUUUAGUUGUAAUUAAAAAGUCUGCAGCAGAAAUGUUAUAAUAGAAUAACAACUAUAAACAAAGAGAUUUCUGGUUAAAAAUUAGACACUUAAAACUGAUUUCACAUUUUCUAACAAAUUAAGUGAAUUUAAGAAUUUUAAUCUCAAAUAAAAACAAAAUCUAUUUACACCAGCAAACGGCAAAAUCUGAGUCAGUGGACGAUUUCAGAGCCUCAUUCAGAAGUUGCCUUAGAAAUUUGCUGUUUUAAGUUCAUCUCAGCAUCGUGGUCAUCGGUGACAUUAAUCUGAAUAUAUUUUAAAUAAAUUACAAAGAGGAGUUUCAGGCAGAUGAUUCGGUUUAUAAAGUCAGACUAGAACUCUGAGUCUCUGUGUUAGAGGCUGGUUUCAUGUGUGAACACGGAGGAAACAUGAACCUCGUUCUUGUUCUCGUAUAAUCAGCUCAGUGGUAGAACGUGAUUCGUCAAUUUGAAGUUUUCUUCUCUAAAAUAUUAAAUCAGCUCAUUUAAAGUUUUUGUGCUUCACGUUUAAUUAAAUCUGAUUUUUUUUCAUAGAUUAUUAUGAAUCGAGACUAAACUGUUGAAUAUGUUUGAUUCUCACUUUUUACUUUAUUUCUUUACAAUACUUAUAUAUUUUUUUGUAGUUGGUAAUUAAAAUGUUUGCAGGAUGUUUUUUUUUUAUUAUUAUUUUUUCUUCUCUGUAAAUGAAACAUUUAAACAUCUGAUGAGUGUUGACUCCUGUUCUGUUUCUGUAUUUAUUUCCUGUUUCCCAAUAAAGAAUAGUUGGUUUUUAAA